CACCCUUCAAUUCGAUUGUUUGAUUGGAAGAGGAAGGACCGUGGUGGCAGAAAUCAGGUGUUCUUUGUGUUCGUUCGCCUUGAGCGGUUUCACAGGUUUGGGAACGGAGUGUGUGGGAAAGACGAGAAUUUUUGGUGGUUUUGUUGGUGAUUGGUUUGUUGAAAUCGGACUGGAAUUAUGGCUACUGGUUGUUGCGGCACGAAAAAACAGAAAUUGAAUAAUUCAUCCAGUGUACCAUCCUGCAACGGCACCUCCGUUUCUAAUCAAAUGGUUGCCUUGCCUGAAAUGUGUUUCUUUUGUUUUGAUGUGCUUUAUUGUCAUCUUUAUAACCUUGCUCCGCCAAAAACUCCGUCUUUCAGUAACGAUGCCUAUCCUCUGUUUGUGACAUGGGCCAUUGGGAAAGACAAGAGACUCAGAGGAUGUAUCGGUACAUUUAAUGCUAUGAAUUUGCAGUCUGGGCUUAGAGAAUAUGCAAUCACCAGUGCUUUUAAGGAUUCCAGAUUCAGUCCAGUGACUAGAGAUGAGUUUCCAAAAUUGAGUGUGUCUGUUUCUAUUCUCAGACAUUUUGAAGAUGGAGAGGACUAUCUUGAUUGGGAAGUUGGUGUUCAUGGAAUUAGAAUUGAGUUCAUCAAUGAGAAAGGAAAUAAGAGGACUGCUACAUAUUUACCUGAGGUUGCCUCUGAGCAAGGCUGGGAUCAACUCCAAACAAUCGAUUCCCUUCUCCGAAAGGGAGGCUACAAAGCUGCCAUUUCGAACGAGGUUCGUCGCACAAUAAAACUGACCCGUUAUCAAAGUGAAAAAAUAACAGUGACUUAUCAGGACUACAUGAAUCAUUGGAACAGUCAAAGAUGCUAGCAAAUAGUGUGGGGGCGUCCCCAACAGGCCACGCCCUCACAGCCGUUCUACUCUCACUCAGUGCCCUCCUCCGCGUUCCUGAUGGUCCAGCAGCCUUUGCCGCUUCCAGCCUACGAGCCGACUACCAGCGUCGCCAUGUUUCAACCCGUGUUGCCGGCCAGUAACACGUGGUGGGACCAUUAUCCGGGACCUUCGUACCAACGGGAAUUUCCAAUACUGUCGCCACCUAGCAGUUACAGCGGAUAUCAAGCGUCUCCUUUUCGUAAAAGGAAGUGACCGUUAGUGUUACUUGCAGCGAUGCUGAUUUGUUGCACAAUGUGCAGCCAGACAGGGCAGUUUUUCAUGUCUAUUAUAUAGGUUUUAUGAAUAAUUCAUUUUCUUAAGGAGAAACUUGGCACUUACUGCCCCAUUCGCUCAGGUUUUCUUUUUUUCAGGUUUUUGACGAUUUUUUCAUGAUUAUUGAGAAAAUAUCCUUAAAAAGCUUAAAGGGUGGGGGAAGGUGUCGGAAAGGAUUUCAUUCAAUUUCAUCAGAGGCAAAUUGUCAUUAAAAAUUCAUUCUGAUGUGAAGUUGAAUAAAAAUAAUGGCCAUAACGAUGCAUCAUUAUCAGUUGAUUUCAAUUCUUAAGGAAUUGAGUCUAAUAGGUUAUUUACCUUAUCUACCACAAGCUAACCCUUCCCCAUCUUUGAUGCAGACACCGACAGGUUCGGGGAUAUUUUAUUGUGUCCUCAUAUCGGUAACAUUACCUAAACUUUCUUUGGCAGCCGUACCAGAUGUCCUCAUGCAUUUUACACAUUGUCUAACAUUUCAUUUUAUACAAGGUGUAGAUAUGGAUAUAAUUCAGCAAAGGUCGUUCGUUCAUUUUGAAUCAUAGAUAGGUCGAUCUAAUAUCAAAGGAUUUUUUUUUGCUACCGUUUGGGGCACUUCUCAACUUGCAUUUUGUUAUUUCCAUCUCAAUAUAAUAAUUUUCAUGACACCUUCCCUUGCUUUUUGUUGAUGAACACCGAAUUUCAAUUUUGUAGACUAAGAGUAUUUCAUAGGGCUAAGUGAUGUUGGUAGGGCGCGUGAUACGUCAACGAUUAUUGAAUUUAUCACAUUCAAAAUCGAAUUGAUACUUCAUUACAUAUAUGUAUAUCUAUUCAUAUUAAUUUUGUUAUACGAAGUUUGCCAGUAGUUUUCAUUUUUAUAUUUGAUUUGAUUUUUAUAUUGUUAAGUGAUAAGAAAAUCUCAAUGUUUAUAACAAGAUCAUGUGUGGAAAAAACGAAUGGUAAAGAAGUUUAUUUAAAUUGGGUGGCCUGAUUUCGGGACCCGUCGUCGAUUAUAAUUUCUGUUUUA
Molecule: messenger RNA, 2188 nt
Organism: Coccinella septempunctata (seven-spotted ladybird)
Lineage: Eukaryota; Metazoa; Arthropoda; Insecta; Coleoptera; Coccinellidae
Product: AMME syndrome candidate gene 1 protein homolog
Exons: 3
Coding region: 178-855 (225 amino acids)
Source: RefSeq, a predicted model, not a curated record